AUGGACGAUAACGCUGACAAAACAACCCCCAAGACUCUCAAGUCAGAAGGACCAGAAAAUUCAACAAAUAGCAACACAGAUGGGUCAGGGAAAUAUGAACCAAGUCCAGAGGAUUUGGAAAAGGUGAAGGAUUUAGAGGACCAAAUAUCGCAAAUUAUAAAUGCAGGGAUUCAGGAUACGAGUAUAUUAAGGAAUCCCGAGCAGUGUACAGCAGUAUGGGAGUAUGUGCAACAACACUCUGAAGGGCAGACGGACGAACUUGAUGAUUUUGGUGUGGAUGCACGAUUAAAGAGCAUUGUUAGAGCAUUUGGUGAGGGAUCAACUUUAACCCUAACUGAUCUAGUUCCUCGUUUAAAUGAAGCCAUUAGAAAACAUUCUAAUUGUGCUGUAAUAGACAACCAACUGAUGAAACUUGUCCCGAUUUUCCUAAUCAGAAAGAACCUUGGAGACCCUCACAUGAACAGUUCUGGAAUUACUCGCUCUGAAUGUAAGCGUCCAGAGUGCCUUUGGGUUUGGGAAUCUCCUACCCAGGAUGUAUUCUCUCUACAGCUCCUCGAGAGUGUAAGAUCUGCCAGAGAGACAAGAAACAUGAUUUCCAGACGGUACAAAGCACUGUUAAAGCUAAAAAACUCAAUACUUUCUGGAAAUACUCAGGGCCAACAGGCAGCUACAGAAACUUUAAACACAAUUGACCGUAAAAUGCUCUUGGAUAAGGAAAAGAAAGAGAGAGCAGAGGCCAAAAAGAAAUCAGCCGAAGUGAAAAGGGAAGGUAAACCCGAGAAGCGAGAACGACGCGAAAAAGAGAAUGUGGAGAAGGCGAAAAAGAGUGCAACAGCCAACAUGCUAUUGAGUUGGUUAAAGGUCCCUGGAGAAUCGAAGGAUGGUGUUCCAUCUAGAUCAUCAGGUACCAUUAGCGUGGAUGGUACGGAUCAGGAGAAGGAGGAAUUGAAGAAGAUUGUGGAUUCACUCGACUGUGCUGAGAGUGAAUUCUCAACUCUGUGCGAACAUCAUAGAAAUGUGUGGAUGCGUUACUUUACCUACAUGGCUUCCCGCCGCAGAUUUUAUAUCGAAUACCCAAAUGAAACAAAGAAUAUCGUAACGGAUGUGCCAGCGAACAUAGAGCAAACAAGUUAUGGUUGUACCUCGCUCAAACAAGAACGUCAUGCACGUACAUUUCACAUGUUUGAUACCGAGUGGAAGAGACCACCAAUGAGACUUGCAAUUUGUAAACGUUCAUCGGUUGUGACUUCAAAAACACCACUAGAAAUUGAGUCUGCGCUGGACUAUGGUUGUGAUAGUGAUGAUGAAUGGUUUGAAAAGUAUGAUGUGGAUGUUAUCGGUGAUGAGGAAGAAGAGGAGGAAGAAAGUGAGGAAGAAGAAGCUGACGAAUGGAUCGUGCAAGAUAAUCCACAAGAACGUGAAUUCGGUACAGGGGUAUUUGAUGGUGCUUCUGAAUCUGUAAAGGUAUAUUGUAUGUAUAACAACUGGCACUGGAUAGUUGAUGGAAAUCCGCUCCAAUCGCAAGAAGUCUCUAGUAAGAAAGUAGCCUCGGAAAAUGGUAUGAAUAUUAUGCCAUCAGAAUUUGGCUUUGGGUUUGAGGGAUAUACUAGAAAUCCUGUUCUAGAUCUUGGGACAAUGAAGGGAAACAAGAUAACAUUGAGCAGGCAAGAUGUAGAAGAGCUUCUCAAGUUUUGCCAUGGCAAACAUACUAGCAAAGAGCUACUUAUUUCUGAUUUUAAGGAGUUAAAACCGUUUGCGUCGCUGGCUGAGAUAAAGGCAAAGUUUAAAAAAUAUAUGCACAGGGUAAAAAUUGAUGAUACUCCACAUAGAUGGCUUGUUACCCCUGAAGCCACAAAACUGUUUGGAAUUCGCAAGCAUCUGGAUAAAAUUCUUACAGAGCAGCUUGAUAGGGAUUACAUGCAAGUUUUUUGAAUGGUUCUUGUAGGGAAAUUGUCGGUUGUUGAUAGACGCAAGAAUGUUUAUACAAUGCCACACAUAAUAUGUAUAGGAUU
Theileria equi strain WA is the source of this 2012-nucleotide messenger RNA. RefSeq lists its product as hypothetical. Bases 1 to 1932 code for a protein of 643 amino acids. The transcript is spliced from 3 exons. NCBI's taxonomy places the organism in Eukaryota, Apicomplexa, Aconoidasida, Piroplasmida, Theileriidae. The record is from RefSeq and is a predicted model, not a curated record.